Molecule: messenger RNA, 2369 nt
Organism: Helicoverpa armigera (cotton bollworm)
Lineage: Eukaryota; Metazoa; Arthropoda; Insecta; Lepidoptera; Noctuidae
Exons: 17
Coding region: 101-2305 (734 amino acids)
Biological process (GO): embryo development; regulation of transcription by RNA polymerase II
Cellular component (GO): nucleus
Molecular function (GO): RNA polymerase II transcription regulatory region sequence-specific DNA binding; DNA-binding transcription factor activity, RNA polymerase II-specific
Source: RefSeq, a predicted model, not a curated record
UCGUCCUAGAAACAAAAAUCUCGUGGAGAAAAAACAGACUGUUUGACGUUGACGUCGUGUUGUUUUUUGUCUUAAAAAUAAUUGAAUAUUGCAAAAAUAAAUGAUGUUUUCCGAUGAAGAAAUAAAAGAAGAAAUGCCGGAGAGUGGUUUCAUGCGACCGGGUGAUGAGAUAAUAAGCAUACGUGAAGUGUGUUUGAGUGACAAGUUUGAUAAGAAGGAAUUGGGAUUCAAUGGCGAGCCGCUACUAUCGAAUUCUGGUAGAAAUGAUCUGGACGUUCCUCGCUGUCUAUUCCGUGAUGGUUUCUUCUCGGACGGCUUAGAACCUCAACAGGCAAGGUUCGCAUGGACGGAGGAGGAUGGCAACAUUGCGUCUCUGGUCUCCGAACCAGGGUUUGGCACUACUGGCCAAACUACUUUUGGCAAGGAUCUGGAUGCCGCGCUUAAAAGUGAGAUGAAGGAGGCUGAUACGUCAAGUGCGGUUCUUCAGCCAACCAAUAGAAACGGACUCACUUUCAGUAAAAAAAUCUUUGGCGAACCUCAUCUCGUGUCUUCUACAUCUACGGCAGUUGCUGGACCAGGUACAGACAGAAGCAAGGGCCCUGGCACAUGCAAGGUGGACAAGGCAGACCCUCGCUCCCGUUUCCACUACGUCAAGUACGUCAAGAGGCAUGGACGAACUGUCAAGCUGUGGGAAUGUGGCAUUUGCAGCCGCGAGUUCCAACACCAGUACACUCUGAUGCGUCACUUGCCCACACACACUGAUGAGAGGAACUUCCACUGUGUAGCUUGUGGGAAGAGCUUCAGACAGCUGUCUACCCUCAGCCAGCAUCGAGCUAUACAUUCUGCUGAAAGGCCUUAUGCUUGCGAGGUAUGUAACAAAACGUUCAACCGCGUGUCCACCCUGAUCUCCCACCGCAAGACCCACUCCGAUGAGAAGCCUUACAAGUGCCACAUCUGUCCCAAAGGAUUCCAUCAAAAAGGCAACCUCCGCAACCAUCUAUUCACACACACCAACGAACGUCCUUACCGUUGCAACAUCUGCCUGAAAGGAUUCAACCAACAGUCCAACCUGGUCUGCCACAAAAACAAGGCUCAUCCCGAUGAUAACAACUGUCCUCCCGUUAAUGUUAGAGGCAGGUCCACUACUCCAAGAAUCACUCGUACAGCUACGGAAACUCAACCAGAUUCUACCAGACCUCAAGUGGAACACUGCGAAGUAACAUCCUCAGUGGGUCCAUACCUCCCAUCUGUCGAAGGCCCUUCAUCCUCAACUUGGAACCCAAAACCAGACCUCUGGGAAAUUCCCAAACCUUACCUGGAAACUGGGGACAUCUGGAACGAUGGCCCAUGGGGGUCUAUGAGCAGUGGGGUCAUAGUAGACCCCAUUAAGACCUAUCAUAUGGGGGUGGCGUUGGCUACAAGACAGACCCCAUUUGCGUUACUGAAGCCUGAUAAUGGUAUUCCUGUGUUGGUGAAGGUUAUUGAUACGAAGCUCCCAGGUGGUAAACAGAUGCUUGUGCCAGCAACAGCAGAAGAUUUGAGAGUGGGCGGUAAAAUUGUCCUGAAGAAUGACGCAGAAGGUGGCAUUGCACAGGUUAAACCAAAUGGCGCGGUUCAGAUCCGAGUGCCGGUGGUAGCGACUGUGGUCCCUCGCAUCAAGCCUGGCGGGAGACUGACCCUCAGCGUCGAGGAACCGCACCAUGCUUACCACACUGCUUUAUCCGCUGAUGUGGUUCAGAUCCGAGUGCCGGUGGUAGCGACUGUGGUCCCUCGCAUCAAGCCUGGCGGGAGACUGACCCUCAGCGUGGAGGAACCGCACCAUGCUUACCACACUGCUUUAUCCGCUGAUGUGGUUCAGAUCCGAGUGCCGGUGGUAGCGACAGUGGUCCCUCGCAUCAAGCCUGGCGGGAGACUGACCCUCAGCGUGGAGGAACCGCACCAUGCUUACCACACUGCUCUGUCUGCUGAUGUGGUUCAGAUCCGAGUGCCGGUGGUAGCGACAGUGGUCCCUCGCAUCAAGCCUGGCGGGAGACUGACCCUCAGCGUGGAGGAACCGCACCAUGCUUACCACACUGCUCUGUCUGCUGAUGGUACCCGAAUAUCUUCAACGUGUGCAUUGCCACCGCCGGCACCGUCUCCGCCGCUCGAUCUCAUCGCCAUGGACCUGUUCGAACCGAUGGAAUGCAUACCAUUAGGUCCUCAAAUCACGGCAGUAGACAACAUCGACCAGGCUCCACCUUCUGAUGAUUCCGACAUCUUUAUUGGGGAGUUUGAGAGUCACACUGACAUAACACCGGCGCUAUAACAUCCAACGCAUUUGGGACAACAGUGGAUGCCGCAAGCUAGCCAGGCCCGGCUACGCCUAGUUA